AUGAGGGAGACUGGUGGCGAUGAAGCGACUGGUGAUGGUGGCGGCAUAGAACCGCGUGAUUUCACGGAACUUUUUGAACCGCGUCUUCAUCCAAAUGAUGAAGUUUGGAUAUGUUUGCGUGACCGUAUACGAGAACCGGUCUGGGAACCAACAUUUAUCAAUAUUUCAGUAUUUAUCAAUCCCAAUUUCGUAUAUUCGGGCAGUAGUAAUAGCAUUUUUGGACUGGAUGAAGAGAUGCGAGAGCAAAACCACGCAAGCAGCGCAAACAUCAAUGGAUACAGCGCAAACAAUAUUGGUGGAAACGGAAGCAGAAGUAGCAGUACAACAUUAACUGGUGGUAAGUACUGA
Molecule: messenger RNA, 348 nt
Organism: Gongylonema pulchrum
Lineage: Eukaryota; Metazoa; Nematoda; Chromadorea; Rhabditida; Gongylonematidae
Source: the annotation of a GenBank genome assembly